Dothidotthia symphoricarpi CBS 119687 is the source of this 410-nucleotide messenger RNA. RefSeq lists its product as uncharacterized. The annotation marks the transcript as partial. The transcript has a single exon. The record is from RefSeq and is a predicted model, not a curated record. Gene Ontology annotation, molecular function: ubiquitin protein ligase activity. Lineage: Eukaryota; Fungi; Ascomycota; Dothideomycetes; Pleosporales; Dothidotthiaceae.
AUCUUGUUCGACUUAUUUUGCAUCUUUGAUGUGUUGUUGUCGAAGGGCAAUGAACCUAUACCGUCAAUCAUAGCUGCUCUGCACGCAUACUAUGACCAGAUGUCAGCGGGCAUUGUUAGUCCGUUUUUAAACCACGAACAAGCAGUCGGGUUUGUGAAUAAUCUCCAAAAGGUCACCAUCUCCAGCAUCGCUCCCGAGGACAUGAAAUGCCCUUUUUGCUGGAACAUCUACGGUCAAGUUGACGAAGAAGGCGCUAAUAACGACCCCGUACUCACGCCGUGUGGACAUCUAUACGGGCGAGAUUGUCUGGUACAGGUGUUGGAGAGUAGUCGUCUAUGCCCAAUGUGCCGUUCUGACAUGAUCUAACUAGAUGAUGGACUUGAAGUAACACCGUCAGGGCUUAGCCUAGU